Molecule: messenger RNA, 2106 nt
Organism: Ectocarpus sp. CCAP 1310/34
Lineage: Eukaryota; Phaeophyceae; Ectocarpales; Ectocarpaceae
Source: the annotation of a GenBank genome assembly
AAAAGGUGUGUCCCACCCCAGCAGAAGUUGCUCGAUAUCACCACCCCAACUUUGGACCUCCGCCCAAAAGCCUUCCCAUCUGCUGGUGAGGGAUGCCUGCAGCUGGGAGUGCCUCCCAGGUGGCAAAACGCAAGAAUUUCAACGAAGAGGAAACAGAGGAGGUGAUUCGGUACCUCCUCCCUGGCAGCAAGAACGGGGUUUUGCGGUAUGGUGCGUUCAAGGAAGCCGGCGAGAAGUUCGGCUGGUACUGGGAGACGAUCAAGAGGCUGUGGAUGAGGUACGAUACGCAGCACAAAGCGGGGGUCGCCAGUCCACAGAUUGAUAACCGACGCAAGGGAAAUAGCGGGCGGCAGGGCAUUCCCCUCGAAGAACUGAAGGAGCGCCCGCGUGACAUCCCGCUGAACGAGCGCACCACACAGCGCCGCUUGGCUGCGGCGCUUGUGAUUCCCAAAAGCACGCUGCACAGGAAUCUCAAGGCGCUCGGGCUGAGGGCGCACUCGAACGCCCUCAUCAAGCCGUACCUGCAACCAGCCUCCCAACAGCCCUGACACCAACAUCCUGAACCUGGGCUUCUUCGCGUCAAUCCAGUCCCUGCAGGACCGCUACAAGCCCAGGACUAUCGACGAACCUCGUCGGCGAGGUCGAGACCGCGUGGGAGAAGGCGUCGCCGGACAAGCUGGGCAAGGUGUGGACUCUGCUCCAGGCUUGCUUGGAGCAAACCUUGCUCUGCGGCGGGGACAACACCUACAAGGUCCCUCACUUGAGCAAGGACAAGGCUGCACGGGCGGGGACGCCCAUCCCACUGCGGUAGUACCAGAUCUCUGAGGAGGCGUGGGUCAAGGGCACAUCGUCGCUCGCGGCGGUAGAGGGACAAGGAGGAGCCGCGUAGAAAGGGACGGGGCGGGCGGGUAGUUCAUUGCUUUUCGGUUUCACGUUUUUGGCAGAAUAUCGUGGACCUGUAGCAGGAAGGAGCACCGCGUUUAGCGCGUUGUUUAGCGUUGGCCAUUCUUUUUGUCCACGAAGUUAGGCAGACGAGGCGACGACAGAUUGUAAACGUACAGCAGUUGUUAGUUAGUUAGUUGUGGCGGCCAUGGUGUUUUAAGAAGGAGCAAGUACAUUUGGACAUGCUGUGAAGAAUGCAUUGGGCUGUGAACAAACAACGGGGUAGUCUAUGAGUGUUUAACUUGUGCGAGCACUACUGCUGUAACGCGACGUUUUAACACCCCAAGGGCGGAAACUGAUUCCUGCCCCGCUGCCAUGAUGUUUAUUGGGCGGUAAGAUUCGCCGUUUGGUAUCCGAUGGUUAGAGGGGAAAAGGAGUUGGGAAGAUUCCUGCGGGGGAAAUGAUUGAUGAAAGGAUCUCUUUUCCCGACAGGUCAAGGGUAUACCCUGCGCCUUUCCGGACGCACCGAGGUGAAAUUGGGCGCUGACCAGUGAUAUGAGUGCAUUUACUGCUGUUCAUGACUGUGUACCCAGGUGGGUCGCUUUUCGACCAGGGUAUACCCUGUUGUGUCGUUUUCCCUAAAUAAUACCGUAUCAUCGUAGUCCUUCCGCGAUAUAGUCUACAAGCUGGUUCUUCAGGGAAAUGGACCAAAAUUUAUUCAACCAUUCCUGCCAGACGAAANGGGGAAAAGGAGUUGGGAAGAUUCCUGCGGGGGAAAUGAUUGAUGAAAGGAUCUCUUUUCCCGACAGGUCAAGGGUAUACCCUGCGCCUUUCCGGACGCACCAAGGUGAAAUUGGGCGCUGACCAGUGAUAUGAGUGCAUUUACUGCUGUUCAUGACUGUGUACCCAGGUGGGUCGCUUUUCGACCAGGGUAUACCCUGUUGUGUCGUUUUCCCUAAAUAAUACCGUAUCAUCGUAGUCCUUCCGCGAUAUAGUCUACAAGCUGGUUCUUCAGGGAAAUGGACCAAAAUUUAUUCAACCAUUCCUGCCAGACGAAAUUUGUACAUAAUGUUGACAAACGCAGUAUUAUAGUGACCCCCACGAGCAAAGGAACAAAUUGUCGUGGCCGGGGUUUUUAUUUAAGGCUUCGCUAGGAAGAUAUGGGCUAUUACGUGCCUCAGCCAAUGAGGAGCCUCCAAAUAUUUCGAUGAUAUGCAGGCUUUU